This is a messenger RNA of Prunus armeniaca (apricot), 462 nucleotides long. Lineage: Eukaryota; Viridiplantae; Streptophyta; Magnoliopsida; Rosales; Rosaceae. The record is from the annotation of a GenBank genome assembly.
AUGAAGGAUGCUAAGGCAUUGGGUAGUAUUCAAGAGGCUGUCUCAGACGACAUUUUCCCUAGGAUUUCGAAUGAAGAAACCUCAAAGGGUGCUUGGAAUUUCUUACACCAGGAAUUUCAUGGUGAUAAGCAGGUCAGAUCUAUCAAAUUGCAGGGUUUGCGACGUGAUUUUGAGUACACAAGGAUGAGGGAUGAUGAGACCUUGUCUGGGUAUCUCACUUGCUUACUUGAGCUUGUGAAUCAGAUGAAGGGAUAUGGGGAAGAUCUAUCUAAAGGAAGAUUGGUUCAAAAACUGGUCAUAAGUCUGACCAAGGAGUUUGAUCCCAUUUGCUAUGUGAUUGAACAAACGAAGGAUAUUGAGACUAUUGAGGUACAAGAAGUGAUUGCUGCAUUGAGGGGGUUUGCUCAACGGCUUGAUAGAUACAUGCUGAGAGCACUACUGAGAGAGCUUUUAGCAGUAUGA